This is a messenger RNA of Coregonus sp. 'balchen', 22166 nucleotides long. NCBI's taxonomy places the organism in Eukaryota, Metazoa, Chordata, Actinopteri, Salmoniformes, Salmonidae. The record is from the annotation of a GenBank genome assembly.
AUGAUAAAACAACACAGUGUUGAUCCUCCCACAGCAGGGCGUGUUGGGAAGAGGCCAAAGCAGGAGAAUGCACAGGAGCUGCAGGAGGCAGCAGUCCAGCUGCUGAACAGACACCAGAACCUCUCAGAUCUGUUUCUGGAAGUGGGGGUGAGUGAAUGAGUCCAGUCUAGACUGGGAUGGAGUCAGUGGACUGUGGUAGCAAGGGGCACUAUACAUAACAUUUUGUGCCCUAAAUUAGACGUGUCAGAUUUAGACAAGUUACUUACUUUAUCCUCUUCUAGAGUCCAAAUCCUUGCAAUUUCAUUCGCAAAGAGAACUCUGGACAGAAAAAUGCAGCCAGUGAAAGGCCGUCACCUACAAUUGGGGGUUCACUUCUGGGUGAGUUUUUAGGAUAUAUCCCCUCCAUGAAGGUAAAUACUCUCAAUGUGUCAGUGGUGUAUGUACUAGAAUGCUACACUGUGUGUGUGAGAUAAGUAUGUAGAAAUUGAAGUGAUCAGUGUGUCUGUGUCUUUUUUUCUUCAGUAAAUGAGUUGAGGAGGAAGGCUGGGGAGCUGGGGGUCCCGGUGGCAGCCCUGUCAGUGAAGAUGGUGGUAGAAAGACUGUUGGACCUGACCAAAAGAGACAGAGAGCAAGUGAUGCUCAACUCAACUCAAAGGGUUUGUGCUGGGAAUAAUGUCUGGAUAUGCAUCUACAGUCCCAGUCAAAAGUUUGGACACACCUACUCAUUCCAGGGUUUUUCUUUAUUUUUACUAUUUUCUACAUUGUAGAAUAAUAGUGAAGACAUCAACAUUAUGAAAUAACACAUGGAAUCAUGUAGUAACCAAAAAAGUGUUAAACAAAUUCUUCAAAGUAGCCACCCUUUCAUAAUGUAAAAAAAAAAAAAAAUCUGAACAUAGUUUAUUAGGUACACUACCCUGUUCAUGAAAAAGGAUCGCUCCUACAGACAGCGAGUCACGUGGCCGUGGCUUGCUAUAUAAAGCAGGCAGACAGACAUCGAUGCGUUCACUUACUGUUCGAUUGAAUGUUAGAAUGGGCAAAAGGAGUGACCUAAGCGACUUUGAGCGUGGUAUGAUCGUCAUUGCCAGGCGUGGCGGAUUCAAUAUCUCAGAAACAACCGCCCUCUUGGGCUUUUCGCCCACGACAGUGUCUAGGGUUUACAGAGAAUGGUGCGACAAACAAAAAACAUCCAGUCAGUGGCAGUCCUGUGGGCGAAAACAGCUUGUUGAUGAGAGGUCAAAGGAGAAUGGCAAGAAUCAUGCAAGCUGACAGGCGGUCCACAAACAGACAAAUAAGGGCGCAGUACAACAGUGGUGUGCAGAACGGCAUCUCGGAACGUUGAUUGUUGAUCCUUGCCACUGAUGGGCUAUUGCAGCAGACGACCACACUGGGUUCCGCUCCUAUCAGCUAAAAACAAGAAGAAGCAGCUCCAGUGGGCACACGAUCACCAACACUGGACAAUUAAGGAGUGGAAAAACAUUGGCUGGUCCGACAAAUCCCAGUUUCUGUUGCGUCAUGCUGAUGGCAGAGUCAAGAUUUGGCCUAAGCAGCAUGAGUCCAUGGACCCAUCCUUCCUGGUGUCAACGGUACAGGCUGGUGGUGUACUGGUGUGGGGAUUGUUUUCCUGGAACACGUUAGGUCCCUUGAUGCCAAUUUAGCACCGAUUGAACGCCACAGCGUAUCUGAGCAUUGUUGCUGACCAAACCCAAUAGAGCAGGGAUGGGCAACUUUGAUGGGGGUGGGUGCCACAAAAAAACUGAACUCAUCAUGAGGGGCCGCAGUGGCUCGUGGGUCUGCGUACCCACAUCCAUGGGGGGGCAUGGCAAAAUGAGUAGAAUUGCAUGAAAUUAGUUAUACAAUUGCAAAAUCUUCUCUCCGCCCCAUGGCAAUUCUGCACGUUUUGCCAUGGGGUGUAGAGAAAAUCGGACAGUUUUAAAGCAAGUUUGCUGCAAUUUUACACAUUUUACCAUGGGACGGAGAGAAGAUUUAGCAAUUUAUAACUCAUUUCAUGCAAUUUUACUCAUUUUGCCAUGGGGCGGAGAGAAACAUUUGCAGUCUUUAAUAUGAUAACUGAUGAUCAAUGGGCGGCCGUGCUUACUACAAGUUUAGAAAGCUGGCCGCUAGACUAACUUACCAAGAAAUAAAAAAUGGGUGUACCUAAUAAACUGUAUAUUGUAUGGAAAAGAGAUGUACAUUUCUUUUUACAAAUAACAAAUAAUUAAAGAGCAGCAGUAAAAUAACAGUAGCAAGGCUAUAUACAGGGUGUACCGGUACAGAGUCAAUGUGCGGGGCCACAGGUUAUUUGAGGUAAUUGAGGUAAUAUGUACAUGUAGGUAGAGUUAAAGUGACUAUGCAUAGAUAAUAAACAGAGAGUAGGAGCAUCAUGCCUGGUUGUGUUCAUGCCAUUAAAAGGUAAUACAUUUUUACAGUUAAAUGACAUGUACAGUGGGGAGAACAAGUAUUUGAUACACUGCCGAUUUUGUAGGUUUUCCUACUUACAAAGCAUGUAGAGGUCUGUAAUUUUUAUCAUAGGUACACUUCAACUGUGAGAAACAGAAUCUAAAAUCCAGAAAAUCACAUUGUAUGAUUUUUAAGUAAUUAAUUUGCAUUUUAUUGCAUGACAUAAGUAUUUGAUCACCUACCAACCAGUAAGAAAUUCCGGGUCUCACAGACCUGUUAGUUUUUCUUUAAGAAGCCCUCCUGUUCUCCACUCAUUACCUGUAUUAACUGCACCUGUUUGAACUCGUUACCUGUAUAAAAGACACCUGUCCACACACUCAAUCAAACAGACUCCAACCUCUCCACAAUGGCCAAGACCAGAGAGCUGUGUAAGGACAUCAGGGAUAAAAUUGUAGACCUACACAAGGCUGGGAUGGGCUACAGGACAAUAGGCAAGCAGCUUGGUGAGAAGGCAACAACUGUUGGCACAAUUAUUAGAAAAUGGAAGAAGUUCAAGAUGACGGUCAAUCACCCUCGGUCUGGGGCUCCAUGCAAGAUCUCACUUUGUGGGGCAUCAAUGAUCAUGAGGAAGGUGAGGGAUCAGCCCAGAACUACACGGCAGGACCUGGUCAAUGACCUGAAGAGAGAUGGGACCACAGUCUCAAAGAAAACCAUUAGUAACACACUACGUCAUCAUGGAUUAAAAUCCUGCAGCGCACGCAAGUCCCCCUGCUCAAGCCAACGCAUGUCCAGGCCCAUCUGAAGUUUGCCAAUGACCAUCUGGAUGAUCCAGAGGAGGAAUGGGAGAAGGUCAUGUCGUCUGAUGAGACAAAAAUAGAGCCUUUUGGUCUAAACUCCACUCGCCAUGUUUGGAGGAAGAAGAAGGAUGAGUACAACCCCAAGAACACCAUCCCAACCGUGAAGCAUGGAGGUGGAAACAUCAUUCUUUGGGAAUGCUUUUCUGCAAAGGGGACAGGACGACUGCACCGUAUUGAGGGGAGGAUGGAUGGGGCCAUGUAUCGCGAGAUCUUGGCCAACAACCUCCUUCCCUCAGUAAGAGCAUUGAAGAUGGGUCGUGGCUGGGUCUUCCAGCAUGACAACGACCCGAAACACACAGCCAGGGCAACUAAGGAGAAGCAUCUCAAGGUCCUGGAGUGGCCUAGCCAGUCUCCAGACCUGAACCCAAUAGAACAUCUUUGGAGGGAGCUGAAAGUCCGUAUUGCCCAGCGACAGCCCUGAAACCUGAAGGAUCUGGAGAAGGUCUGUAUGGAGGAGUGGGCCAAAAUCCCUGCUGCAAUGUGUGCAAACCUGGUCAAGACCUACAGGAAACGUAUGAUCUCUGCAAUUGCAAACAAAGGUUUCUGUACCAAAUAUUAAGUUCUGCUUUUCUGAUGUAUCAAAUACUUAUGUCAUGCAAUAAAAUGCAAAUGAAUUACUUAAAAAUCAUACAAUGUGAUUUUCUGGAUUUUUGAUUUAGAUUCCGUCUCACACAGUUGAAGUGUACCUAUGAUAAAAAUGACAGACCUCUACAUGCUUUGUAAGUAGGAAAACCUACAAAAUCGGCAGUGUAUCAAAUACUUGUUCUCCCCACUGUAUGUUACUAUUAGGCCCAUAAAAAUAAUUUGGUGGUCCCGUACCAGGAAGGAAUUACAUCUACUUUCACCCCUGCCUAUAGGACUAUUGUUUGAGAGGUUUUACAUAGCCUAUGCCUUUAUGAAUGUUCACUGCCCUCUGUCCAGGUCCAGCUCUCCGUGCUGUUCCAGUCAACCCGUGAGCUUCUCUCUCUUGAAGCCUUCUGCUCUAAACUCUUCUGGCAGGAGUACUGGAGGGAUCAGGUGAGUGUGUGCACACAGACCAGACUCUUGUCUUUAUACAGCCAAUGCCAUACCUUCGGGUUUUGGCAGUUUGAGCCUAUUGUAGAUGUUUCGUAUACCUGUUUGUGUGUACAUGACAGUAGCUACAGUUUGUUUCCAUGAACUUGUCCAGUGAUUUUGUUAUUUUUUGUAGACAUUUAGAAAGUUCGCAUAGAAAAUAGAUGCGACAAUUGCCUGUUACGGUACGUUUCCAUUUAUCUGUCUUGUGUCGAUUUAAAAACAUCUGGACGUAAUGAUGUCACACACGCAAAAAACUUUUUUGCAAAAACCUAGUUCACUGGAGUGUUGAAUAAAAAUGGUUGGUGUGUUUCCAAUAUCCAUUUAGGCAAAUUGCGCAUUAAGAAAUUGGUGACAGCCUGUAUGCCCUCCCACCUGUCUGAUUCAUGUCCCACAAAAGCCAGCAUGGAUAGAAUGCAAGAAUUGAUUUGCCAUAUUCUAAUAAUUCUCAUGUGCCAAAGUAUCGCCAUGGUCCGUGCCAUGGUGAAACUUGCAUCCAGAAAAGUAAGGCGAAGCAAUUCAUUCAAUCUUGAAAGUCAGGACAAUCCUUGUCCUGCAAAUAAACAUAAUUUUUAUAGUACCUUCAGAAUUAUAUACGAAAAUCAUAAUUUAUUUGAAAAACACUUUCCAUUAUUUGUCGCAAAUAAAGUUAGACACAAAAUAAAUCCACCCCUGGCAAACAAAUAAAUGUUGUCGAUCUUUAGAACAUUUCUCCUAUAGCUGCCGUUUCCAUUACACAUGUCGUAAUGUAAUGUAAUGUAAAUAAUUUUUUGUGACAUUGCUUUUGUCUAAUGAACCUGGGUCAUGGAAACCUGCCUAGUGACUUCCUUCCCUGAUCCUUGUGUAGAAACAGCCCAUGCUGGAGGUGGUGCACCACUUACACACUCAGAAUAUCCUCUCUCUGGAAUACAUGUUGGAAAGGUAUCUGACGUUCUAGCUAAUAGCUACACACUAUGUUAAACAAUGGAUGAGAUUCUGUGUGUUGUGGGAUUCAAAAGCAUUUCAGAUUGUGUUUCUAUCCCACAUAUCUAAUUUCAAUCUAUUAAUUGCUCUGCUAUUAAUCGAUUCAUAUUUCACACGGGCUCUUAUUGCAGUGAGAAUGGGGUGAGGUCAUGGUUGAUGUCUGAGUUGAGGGCUCUGUGUGGUAGGACAGCUACUGAGGAGGGAGAUGGAGUGCCUCAGCAGGUUCUCUCAAGUAAGCCUUUACAGUAGAGUUUCUCAUCCAUCAUGGUGAACCAAUACUAUGUAUACACAUCUAUUCUUAUCUGACAUUCACCUCACCUCAGUCUGCCUGUGUUGUGUCCAUGAUUCAGCUGUGGUAACUGUGUUGGUGCGAGCUGUUUUUGAGGAAACCCAGGACUCUGCAGCAGCACCAUGCAGGAGGCUCUCCCAGGUGUGCCGUUCAGUGCUGGAUGACAUGCUCUCCUGUGAGUAUACAAUCCCCCUCUCAUUGCAGCUCAAAGCUGCAUUCAAUAGACAGAGACUUUAUCUUGUCCAACUGCUAAGAUUCCUUUGUUAACCUUUGUGAUAUUAUGUUUGUCCAUUAUUUUUCAGGGGUACUGGAUACUUUGGAUAGCAAGCAGACCCUGCAGUCUGGUGAAACAGCAGCUGAAUUAUGGUAAAGGGGAAAAGGCUGCUAACCAAACUGAAUUAUAGAACAGGCAUAAUAAUCCAUAUUCACUCUUUUAUGUCUCUCUUUCUGUUUGAAAAGGGUACAGAUGUUUGACGCUUCCUUGUGUGGUGUGUCUGUAUCACCUGAUGCACUGCGCCGUUUCUUCACCCACUCUCUGACACACACUCUCACCUACAGACCUAGACUCAAAGGUAAGAUCACAUAACAUAUUAUCAUUGACAUAUCUCUUUUAAUAUAGGUUCUCUUGUAAAACAGCUACAUAUGUUGUCAAGUUCUAUCUCAUCCUGUCAUCUGAGUAUUCUCCUCGACCUGUAUUGUCUGUAGUAUCUGAUGCCAUUGCCAUGCAACGAGAGUGGGGCUUUGCUAAAACCUGCAGACUGUUGAGCUCCUUGUUUCGUAAGGUAAAUGACUUGUGCUUUGCUCUACUCUGUUCUAAAGAAACAUCUAAAUACCUUUAUACAUCUAUAAAUAGAUUAACCUGUCUGGUUAAUUUGAGCUGCUCUUCAAAAUAUGUAUUUUCUUAUGUAGUUGUUUGUGUGGGUGUGACUGAACAUAUACAUCAGAAAGGGAAUGAUAAUAUCCCUGUGGGUGUGAUUUAUGACAUGGUGUUUUAGGGGACAUUGUGAUCUUGUGUGAAAGUACAAUAGGAUGUGUUGAUUGUAUUAUCUACAUUGACAUACUAUUGACGUUUGAAACAUGUACCAUUUCCUUUGUGAAUUUGCCCAAAGUGUGGGAAUGCUGGAUACAAGGAUAAGGCGAACAAAUUAUAUAUUUAAAGGUUUAUUAGACAAACAGACAGACAUAUGCAUAUGAGGUUUGUAGUAAUCUGCCAACCUACUCAAGGGCAGGCAUAAAUACUCUUGCUUAUCUGUUUGUUCUCCAAGUGUUCCAGGCCCCUUGCCUGAUGACUCAAACUGAAUUAUUCUGCUGCUCUAUGUUCGCUACAUACAGUGCCUUCAGAGAGUAUUCACACCCCAUGACUUUUUCCACAUUUUGAUGUUACAGCCUGAAUUUAAAAUUGAUUAAAUAUAGAUUUUUUUGUCUCUGGCCUACACACAAUAACUAAUAAUGUCAAAGUGGAUUUAUGUUUUUGGAAUUGUUUACAAAUUCUUAAAAAAUGAAAAGCUGAAAUGUCUUGAGUCAAGUAUUCAACCCCUUUUAUUAUGGCAAGCCUAAAUAAGUUCCAGAGUAAAAAUGUGCUUAACAAAUCUGAUAAUAAGUUGCAAGGCCUCACUCACUGUGUGCAAUAAGUGUUUAACAUGAUUAUUGAAUGACUAACUAAUCUCUGUACCCCACACAUACAAUUCUCUGUAAGGGCGAUCAGUGAAUUUCAAACACAGAUUCAACCACAAAGAACAAGGAAGUUUUCUAAUGCCUCACAAAGAAGGGCACCUAUUGGUAGAUGGGUAAAAAAACAAAAAAAAAACAGACAUUGAAUAUCCCUUUGAGCAUGGUGAAGUUAUUAAUUACACUUUGGAUGGCGUAUCAAUACACCCAGUCACUACAAAGAUACAGGCGUCCUUCCUAACUCAGUUGCUGGAGAGGAAGGAAACCGCUCAGGGAUUUCACCACGAGGCCAAUGGUGACUUUAAAACAGUUAGAAUUUAAUGGCUGUGAUAGGAGAUAACUGAGGAUGAAUCAAACAACAUUGUAGUUACUCCACAAUGCUAACAUAAAUGACAGAGUGAAAAGAAGGCUGUACAGAAUAUAAAUAUUCAAAUAUAUGCAUUCUGUUGGCAUCAAGGCACUAAAGUAAUACUGCCAAAAAUGUGGCAAAGCAAUUAGCUUUUUGUCCUGAAUACGAAGUGUUGUGUUUGGGUUAAAUCCAUCACAACACAUUACUGAGUACCACUCUCCAUAUUAUCAAACAUAGUGGUGGCUGCAUCAUGUUAUGGGUAUGCUUGUAAUCGUUAAGAACUGGGGAGUUUUUCAGGAUAAAAAAGAAACUGAAUGGAGCUAAGCACAGGCAAAAUCGUGGUCUACGGUUGUGAGGCCGGUUGGGCGUACUGCCAAAUUCUCGAAAACAACGUUGGAGGUGGCUUAUGGUAGAGAAAUUAACAUUAAAUGAUCUGGCAACAGCUCUGGUGGACGUUCCUGCAGUCAGCAUGCCAAUUGCACGGCCCCUUAAAACUUGAGACAUCUGCGUCAUUGUGUUGUGUCAAUACUACACAUUUUAGAGUGGCCUUUUAUUGUCCCCAGCACAAGGUGCACCUGUGUAAUGGUCAUGCUGUUUAAUCAGCUUCUUGAUAUGCCACACCUGUCGGGUGGAUGGAUUAUCUUGACAAUGGAUAAAAUGCUCACUAACAGGGAUGUAAACUAAUUUGUGCAUAACAUUUGAGAGAAAUACGAUUUUGUGCAUAUCUCUGGGAUCUUUUAUUUCAGCUCAUGAAACAUGGGACCAACACUUUACAUGUUGCGUUUAUAGUUUUGUUCAGUACAUUUCAAUUGACUAAUCUGCUUAUAUGAACUGUAACUCAGUAAAAUCUUUGAAAUUGUUGCAUGUUGCGUUUAUAUUUUUGUUCAGUGUGUUUUAUUUUACAAAUGUUAGAUUUUUUCUUCCACUUUGACAGAAUUAUUGUGUUGUGUAGAUUGUUGACAAAAAAUGUACAUUCAAUCCAUUUUAAUCCCACUUUGUAACACGGCAAAAUGUAGAAAAGCUCAAGGGGUGUGAAUACUCUCUGAAGGCACUGUACUUCAAUCUGAGACUGCCGUCAUUGAAGUCGUUUGUGGUGAUGUGAAAAUGAGGUGUGUUGUACAAAACAAAGUAAUCAGCCAUAAGAUCAUUUCUAACCAAUAAGAGUAUCAAAGUCAAAAUGUGUGUUCAGGCUCUGGCCCAACUCAUCGGUUUCUGGGACCAGUGGCAACGGUUAGAAUGUGUUUGUGUUCUAGAAAUUAUCGGAAGGUCCUCAGAUCCAGACUCAUUGCGGAGAAGAAACGAACGUCCGUGGGUGUGGCUUAGCGUUUGGCCAGAGCAGGGAGUUUGGGGAGCCAGGCAACCCCUGGUCAAAACAUUAUUCAAGGUUGUCGAGACCACUUGGGUCAGAGUGAGCCGUAUAUUAGAUGUCUCUAUCAUUUGACACCACCGAUGACAGAAUUUACAGCCAUUUGCCCAUGGUCUCAGGGAGAUCACCUAGAGGUCACCUAGGAUACCAGGUUCUGCUUUAUGGUAACUCCUAACCUCUUGGAAGUCACUCAGGGGCUGAGUUCAGAUUUAAGAUGGGGCAAUAAUUUAGAUCUUCUUAACAUAACCUAUGAAAGCAAUUCCUUUUCAUGGCUCCAAUCCAUUUAGUAAUUGACCUGUAAAACCGGUCUAUAGAAUAACAAGUGUAAACCUUAUAUUGGAGAGUUGUGAAGUGACUGUCUCUGUGGUGUAAUACAACAUCCAGCCCUUUCUCUUUGUCUUUGUCCUAGUUGUCAGUGAUAUUCAAGGUAGAUGAGCUUCUCUCUCACCUGCAGCAAGUACUGGAGACUCAUGAGGUUAACUGGCAGCAUGUGCUCUCCUGUCUCUCCACCCUGCUGGUGUACAAUCCAAACGCCCAGCCUAGCCUAAAAGGUACACACAAUUCAAAUCAAAAUCAAAGUUUAUUCAUCACGUGCACAGGAUACAGUGGGUGUAAAUGGUACACUGAAAUGCUUACAAGCAGCUCUUCCUUAAUAGUGCAGAAUAAAUGUAAAGUAGCAGCGCACACACACACUUAAUUAUUUCCAACAACACUUGUAUGACAUUUAUCUUUCUCUGUACCUCAGAGCUGCUGUCCAGGCUCCUAAGCUCAGCGUUUGAGGGGUAUGACUUGGAGAACAUGAUCACAGCCUUCCUCCUGGCCCGUCAGGGUGCGCUUGAAGGGCCUGGUGUUUUCCCCUCCUACAGCGAGUGGUUUAAGGCAAGUCCCCUCAGAGCUUAGUCAGUGGCUACUAGAAUAUAAUUUAAUGGUCCCUUCCUUAUGUUUGUCUCUUUCCAAUAGUUGGCUUCUCUCCUGUCUUCCUAGAUGUCUUUCGGCGGUGCUAGCAGUUACCACGGCAACAGUAAGAAGUCUUUGGUGUUCCUGCUAAAGUUCCUGUCGGACCUGGUGCCCUUUGACCCCCCACAGUACCUGAAGGUCAGGUGACAGACACUGUUUGGCUCUACUUUAACACUUUACUGCUGGACUGGGCCUAAGUCUAAGUGGUUCUGACGGCUAAUGUCUCUGGAUGGUCUGGUCUCUCAGGUCCACAUCCUCCAUCCGCCCUACGUGGCAGUGAAACACCGGGCCCUACUGCAGGAGUAUGUAUCCCUGACCAAGACCAGACUGGCUGACCUGAAGGUAGGGCCUAGAGUCACUGAACCAGUAUUUGAUGGUAUUGAUGGUACAUAGACAGGCUGAGCGACAUAAUACAGUUAUUACAAUGUAACUAACUCGGACUGGUUGACGUGCCAUACCACAAAUCCUCUCAUCAUGCAGCCAAUUCAUCUACUCUCCUCCAGUUGUAUAAACAGGGUCGCCAUGUCUCUGUCUGCAGGUCUCAAUCGAGGAGAUGGGCCUUUAUGAGGAUAUCUCUGGAGCAGGAGCCUCAGUGCAGGUUAGAGUGCCUUCUGCUGGUUGUUUAUGUAUUUGUGUACUGUCCCUUUUCAGUGAAUGUUUUUUAUGUGCUCAUGACUGUGUGUAUCACUCUGUGUCUGUAUCUGUUCAAUCUGCCUUCUCAGCCCCAGUGUCAGGCACGUCAGGAUGUGGAGAAGGCAAUCUCGUUGUUUGGGAGCACAGGAAGGAUAUCUGCCACAGUCAUGGAGGCUAGGUACCCUACAAAUACACCACCAGCAUAACUUUCACAAAUCACCUAUUGAGAUCAAUGUACUGCAUGACCUACUUAUCCUGUUGUGUCCUACACUUUCUUUUUAUGUUUUACCACACUCAUACUCUUUUCCUACUCCAGCAUUUUCAGAAGGCCUUAUUUCCUGACUCGUUUCCUCCCUGCCCUCCUAUCCCCACGUGUGGUAAGUCUUAUGCUCUCUUGCUUUAGAUUGACUGAAUGGUGUGUUUACAUGGUCUGUCCAAUAUUGUAUUCUUUGUCUCGGCCCAUUUCAGCUUCCUGUGAAGCCUGAUGACAGGAUGAAUUUCAUAGAUUCACUCAAAAAGUAUGUUCUGGCAUUCAGACUCAGCCAUACAACCACUCACCACACAGUUUUCUGUCAUCUCUUUGAAACUGAUACAGAUGUUUUUUGUAUGUUGAUUCCAGUUGUUUGUUGUUCAAAUGGUUUUCUGUUGUCUACUAGAGCGGAAAAGAUCCCAGCUGCCCAGCACUCCUCCUACAUAGAGUCCUGUCAGAGAGAGAGACAGAGGCAACAGGACAGUGUGUACCAUCACAUUAUACCAUGUUUAACACCCUACGCAUUUUAAUAUAAUCAUAUAUUUAAUAUUAGCUUAUUCCACACUAAGCACCACUGUAGUCAUAUAUCUCUGUGCUUUUGUCCAUGAUUGAAGAGCUCUGUUUUACCUGUGGGUUAUCAGGUAAAGGAGUCUCUGUGGGGAAUGAUGAUGAUAACCCGCAGGAGGUUCUACAGGUCCAACUACAGGAACAUAGAGCCCUGCUAACAGAGGGGGGCAGUGAUGGAGGUGAGCAGACUGCAACACACACACAUACACACACACACAUCAAACCAAACCAAACCAGUCUUAUUGUCUCUGACUUUACAGAGGUGUCAGCCCAGCUGGCCAGGAUCUCGCACACUCUGAGUAUUGUGUUCCCUGAACGUGCUGAGGAACUAGUUGGCCAGGCAGUCAUCAAGCUUCAUGUAGAUGAGUCUACUUUCCCUGAGCUGCACAAUAAAGUAGGAAGGAAUGCGAGGAACUUCUGUAUUUCUCUCUUUCUUCUGCUGUUUUCCCUCUGCUCUGUCUCACCUUUUCGUUUCCUACUCUAUUUGUCUGUCUGUCUGUCUAGUUAUUUGUGCUGGCCACACUCUCUGUCUCUCACACUGUCCUGUCUUUGUUCAGGUGGUGAACAUGAUCCUGAGGAGCUUCUGCCAGAGCCUUUUGGAUGCCUCCAGAAUAAGCCCACCAAAUAAGUGAGGAACUAAUCAUGUCACUCAGUAAAAACCUGAAAGAUGUAUGGAAGAGUGAGAUUUGAAGAAAAAUUAUACAGAAUCGUCCCCCAUUUUUGUUUUGUUUAUCUGCACAUUGUCGUGUAUAUUAUAUGUGCUUCUUAAAGGCGGUGCGUGGUCAAUCCGACGUCUGCAUUGGCCGUGCAACAUUUGCGGUGAUACGGCCUCUGCAGAAGUCAGGGCAUUCAUACUUUUUGCGCUUCGCGGAGCAGUACAGAGCUGUUAUGAAGGAAGUUGUCAAGGAAGUGAGUUUGUGUUUAUACAGGACCUCCUGCCCCCACCUACCGUCAACCAAUCAUGACAAUGCAGAGCUAUAUGGAGCCCUCCGCAUUGUUAAAACAUUUGGGAGGCGCACCGUGAUGCGGUACGGAGCUCAAUUUGGCCUCUGCAUGCCUCCGGAGGCUCUGCAAUUGUGUCACACACUCCAUACGGAGUCUCCAAACACAUUUUCAGAUCAAGCAUAAAUUGGCUCUUAUCCUCCACCACUGAAACGCACGUCAGCAUUAAACUGCACUCUCAUUUGAGUUUAAUGUGAUCUGUGACCCAAGACAGAGCCCCUGGGCAUCCCCGUUUGUCAACAUCCUGCUGGGACACAGACAGCUGCUCACUGCCCUCCUGCAUCGCAUGUGGGACCUGCUCCACAACCAGGUAUCCAUCUCUCUUUCUCUCUCAUAAAUGUUUUAAUGCGUCUUUCUUUCUCUCGCUCUCCUUUUUACCUCUUUCUUACCCCCCUCCCCUUCUCUCUGCCCUUUUUCUAACUACAGUCAUCUUCUAUCCUUUUCUAUAGGGGGCAUCAUUGAGUGCUGCACAUGUACUUGGACUGGCAGCGUUUGUUGUGCACCUUCAUGCCUCCCAGGCCCAGUGCCCCCAGGUGCAGCUGUGCCCUCCCCUGCUGCCCGGCCCUGUGUCAGUACCAGAGGCACUGACCACUGCUCUGCCCUGCACCACCCAAACCAACAUGCUCUUCUGUGUUAGGUGGGUGAGACUGGAGAGGGACCUUCAGCAUCUAGGAUUACAUGAUGAUAAUUAUACAGUGUAUUGUAAACCAAAAGGCACAGUUAACUUUAGUUCAAUAGGACAGUGUUAUCAGAAUAUUUAUUUAUGUGGACAGCUUUGUUUUUGUUUGCCAGGUUCUGCGUGGCUGCAGUUUGCUAUGGUCUCUGCAGGAGUGAGUCACUGUGUGAACAGCCGCAGCAGCAGCAGUAUAAUCCCUGCGGCCUCUAUAAAAAGGUAUGCACGUUAUUCUCCCAGUGUCACUGAAAUUAUGCUCUCUCUUAUCACCCAGCCACACUCUGAGAUGCCCUUUAUGCAAGCAGCAGGGGGCUGGUAUUUUAGCAGAAUGUCACAUACAGUUGGCCUACAGUUGUACCUCUCUGCUUGACUGCACAGAUCCAUGUCCUGCCUAUUCCUGAGUGUGUGUUUUGUAUUUGGUAUUUGUAGCUGCUGUACCUAAUUCCCAGACUAAUGCCAGAUGUGAGGAGGUUGCCCAUUGAAGCGAGUGGGGAAUCUGAGUAUGUGGGGGCAGACAAACAGGGUGAGGAGGAGAAUUGUGGGUUGUGGAAGAACGUUACUGACACAAAUACGACCUGGAGGAAGUCAGCCUGGGCGCUAUGGAAACACGCCCCCUUCCGUCUCUUAGUAAAAUUCCCAGAAUACCAGGUGAGGAAAACUGUCUAAACAUUGGCUUAAAGCUCCACCAGCCUUCUCAGCACAUUGACAUGUCUGCUUCUCAUUUACUUGGAGACGUUCUAAUUUCUUCUUUGUCUAGUUCUCAUUUUCAGAGUGGCUGGCAGCUGAACUCAGAGUUCAGAGGAGUGAGGAUGCCCUGUCUGACCCAGAUAGGUGAAGAACAUGCCUAAAUAAGCUGUGCACACACACACACACACAUUCAUAUAAAAGUUUCAGUAUAUGUUGAUGUGUUUUUGGUAUUUUAUUAGGGUCCCCAUUAGCUGUUGCGAAAGCAGCAGCUACUCUUCCUGGGGUCCACAUGAAAAAUUACAUAAUACAUAAUAUUAAUAGACAAGAACACCUCAAGGACAGAACUAAAUACAUUUAAGAACGGCACACAGCCUACAUAUCAAUACAUAGACACAAAAUACACUACAUGACCAAAAGCAUGUGGACACCUGCUCGUCGAACAUCUAAUUUCAAGAUCAUGGGCAUUAAUAUGGAGUUGGUCCCCCCUUUUGCAGCUAUAACAGCCUCAACUCUUCUGGGAAGGCUUUCCACUAGAUGUUGGAACAUUGCUGCGGGUACUUGCUUCCAUUCAGUCACGAGCAUUAGUGAGGUCGGGCACUGAUGUUGGGUGAUUAGGCCUGGCUCGCAGUCGGCGUUCCAAUUCAUCCCAAAGGUGUUCGAUGGGGUUGAGGUCAGGGCUCUGUGCAGGCUAGUCAAGUUCUUCCCCAAACUGUUGCCACAAAGUUGGAAGCACAGAAUUGUCUAGAAUGUCAUUGUAUGCUGUAGCGUUAAGAUUUCCCUUCACUGGAACUAAGGGGCCUAGCCCGAACCAUGAAAAACAGCCCCAGACCAUUGCCGCCAAAAAGUGUGUUUUAUCACUCCAGAGAACACGUUUCCACUGCUCCAGAGUCCAAUGGCAGCAAGCUUUACACCACUCCAACCGACGCUUGGCAUUGCACAUGGUGAUCUUUGGCUUGUGUGCGGCUGCUCGGCCAUGAAAACCCAUUUCAUGAAGCUCCCGACGAAAAGUUAUUGUGCUCACGUUGCUUCCAGAGGCAGUGAGUGUUGCAACCGAGGACAGACGAUUUUUACGCGCUUCAGCACUCGGCGGUCCCGUUCUGUGAGCUUGUGUGUUCUACCACUUCGCGGCUGAGUAGUUGUUGCUCCUAGACGUUUCCACUUCACAAUAACAGCACUUACAGUUGACCGGGGCAGCUCUAGCAGGGCAGAAAUUUUACGAACAGACUUGUUGGAAAUGUGGCAUCCUAUGACGGUGCCACGUUGAAAGUCACAGCUCUUCAGUAAGGCCAUUAUACUGCCAAUGUUUGUCUAUGGAGAUUGCAUGGCUGUGUGCUCAAUUUUAUACACCUGUCAGCAACGGGGAGGUUAAGGAAUGAUUUGUACCAAAUACAAUGCUCUUAGUUUUAGAGAUGUUCAGGACCAGUUUAUUACUGUCCACCCAUUGCAGAACUGACUGCAACUCCUUUUUGAGAGUUUCAGUGACUUCAUUAGCUGUGGAUGCCAACACAUAUAUGGUUGAAUAAUCAGCAUACAUGGACACAAAGGAUUUGUUUAAUGUCAGUGGCAGGUCAUUGGUAAAAAUAGACAAGAGUAGAGAGCCUAGUGAGCUGCCCUGCGGUACACCACACCCUACAUGUUUGACAUUAGAGAAGCCUCCAUUAAUGAAAGCCCUCUGAGUUAUAUUAGCUAGAUAGCUCUGAAUCCACAUGGUUGAAAAGCCAUAAAACAUAAGCUUUCUCAACAACAGGUUAUGGUCAAUAAUAUCAAAGGCUGCACUGAAAUCUAACAGUACAGCUCCCACAAUCUUCUUACUAUCAAUUUCUUUCAAACAAUCAUCAGUCAUUUGUGUCAUUGCAGUACAUGUUGAGUGCCCUUCUCAAUAAGCAUGCUGCAAGUCUGUUGUCAAUUAGUUUACAGAGAAAUAGCAUUGUAUUUGGUCAAACACAAUUUUUUUCCAACAGUUUGCCAGAGAACUGGCAGCAAGCUGAUACGUUUGCUGUUAGAACCAGUAAAGGCCGCUUUACCACUCUUGGGUAGCGGAAUGAUUUUGGUUUUCCUCCAGGCCUGAGGACAAACACUUUCCUCUAGACUCAGAUUAAAGAUAUGACAGAUAGGAGUGGCCAGCGUCAGCUACCAUCCUCAGGAGUUUUCCAUCUAAUUUGUCAAUGCCAGGAGGUUUGUCAUUAUUGAUCGAAAACAAUAAUGUUGCGUACUGGUAUGUAACAGAGCCUGCGUGUGUAUCAGACAGGAGUAUCAGCAGUGGGCGUGUCAGCAGCUAUACCUGCCGUCUCCUGUGGACCAGGGGGGCUGUGCAGGAGACAUAAGGAAAGUCUGCUCCCAUAUUUUCAACGCUGUCAUGGACCAGCAGACAGUAUGGUCAGUAUGAUUUUGGCUUAUGGCCACCUGCACCUCAGAUCAUCCUGAUUAUUUGAAUAAUAGACAUGGUUGAGUUGUUUAGUCUGUAUCUCCUCUCUUUGUGUCCUAAGUGCUCAGACCCAGGAGAACACUGAUCACAGACCCUCGGUGGCAGGCACCUGUCUCCCAGACAUUCUGUCCAGACUUCAGGUACAGUACACAGGCCUUUUGAUUGAUUUAUAUGUUUGUUUCUGUAUAUGAUUCCUGUUAAUGUUUGCACUGAUGUUUGCACCGUGGUCCUCUGUAGCUCAGCUGGUAGAGCACGGCGCUUGUAACGCCAAGGUAGUGGGUUCGAUCUCCGGGACCACCCAUACACAAAAAUGUAUGCACGCAUGACUGUAAAUCGCUUUGGAUAAAAGCGUCUGCUAAAUGGCAUGUUAUUAUUAUUAUUAUGUUCCUGUGUGUGUGUAUGUGCCCUUUGUCUUUAUAGGAGAUUGUCUAUGAGAUGGAGCUCACUAGUCGCUCUCAAAGGACUCAAGAUAAGAAUGGACAUUUCCUAUUGGAUCUGAUUUCACAUAGAUGCUCUGUGACCUCUGACCUGCAGAGUAUCAGCAGUGAGCUUAGCCUUCAGCAAACACUACAUACAUGGAACAGGUAAUGUACUGACACACAUACACAUCCUCUAUACAAGGGCUGUGGCGGUCAUUAAAUUGUCAGCCGGUUAUUGUCAUGCAAAAGACUGCCGGUCCCACUGUAAUUGACCGUUAAUUAGCAUAAACAUGUUUAGCAUCUCCAGGCCUCCACGCAUACAAGCCGCUGAUGCACACUUUUGUAACAUCUACAUUUUAAAAAAAGUAUAAUAACUACAUUUAAUAUACACCAUCACAAUAAAUCCAUUACUUUUUUUACGCAGGUUUUAGAAACACGACAUGAAGAAAAUGUAUUUCAGAAGAACCGAAUAUGAGUUGGCCUACUAUAUGUUAUCUGGCUAUGCGUCCUGCUGUAGGCUUGUUAAUUUAGCAGACAAGAUAUGCUUAAGUCCUGUGCCAUUAUUUUAUAUUAUGAUAUUAUAGUAAGAAGAAUAUAAUUGAACUUAGAUGAAUAAAAUAGAAAGGCAAUUUUUCCCAUUCCGGAGCGAUUGCGCAUAUGAAGUGGCUAUGUUGAGUGUAAAAGUGAUAAUUUGAAACCGGUCCUAUACGCUCAAUUUAGAGUUAUUUGGCAACUUUAAUCUCGUCUUUACUAAUAUGUCAAAUUUGUUUCGAUUUAGAAUGGCCCAUUAUCAAAUGGGCAGGAACGGGAAAAAAUACAUGCACUCGAAAGCAAAUGGAGGCCGCUUUCUCGUCGGUUUGUUUUUCAAUCAUGCCCGGUAGGCUACUCUGGUGAUUUCACCCCACAUAUCAACCACUGUUUGAGGAGCAUGCAGCCUCUCGCGAUAUUUCGCCCAAACUCUGUAUGCCAUGGGCUCUCCAACCCUGUCCCUGCAGCUACCCAGUGCUUAAUUUGUCUGGAAGAGCUGAGGUGAGAGACCAGAGUCAAAUCUGUUCGGGAACAUCAAUAGUAACAUGUUUUCACAAGGAAACGUAUUUCAAUAAACUGUUGACAACUCCUCUCUGCGCGCUGGAGAAAGGAAUAAAUGAAAGAGGGGAGGAGAUGGAAACUCACUGUGGUGAGAUAUUCUGUAGCUAAAGGUAAUGUCAGCCUAUUAAUUAUGAAAAUAUAAACAUUCCAUAUUACUAGGCUAUUCAAAAUAAAAUACAAAUGCACUAUAAUUGUAGGCUAAAUCUGUAAGCCGCCCGGCUAGACCAAUUAUGUACCAAAUAGAUCUUAAAUAUUUUUUUUCUAAAUGUUUUUCGGCCGUGCCUAUCUGUUGUAUAACAGCACAAUCAUUAUUUUAAUUCAGGUUAAUUUUUUUUGGGCUUGGGCUCAUGUAUAGGCCUAUGCGUAUUUAUAAGCUCUAAUAUGCGUAUUUAUAAGCUCUAAUAUGCAUAUGGGUGUUUUGAAUUAAUCAUCACUUUAGAAAGAAAGCGCUGUCCAUUUCGUUGUUAGCCUUUGAAACAACAUAGACAAUGACCAUGUUUUCCACUCAGUUUCAACGUGUUGUUGAACAUCACUCUUCAAAUUGAUCAAUCAGAGUGAGGUGUUUUUAAAAGCACAGUAGUCAUGAGUCUAGGUGGGUCUGAGGACUGCUCUACACCAGUGUGAAAGUGUGUGUGUAUUAACUUAACAAAACGUGUGUUUGUGUAUCAUAGGGUUAUACUGGCACUCCCUGCAGUCAUGUUGGUUACAGUGAAGACUGGAGGAGGGAAGAGGACUCUGGACUGUGAGACCCUCAUGGAACAUAUCAACCAGUAUCAGGUAUGCCACAAUGGGGGUUGAGAGAGGGAUGCAGGGAGAGGGGGAUGGAGUAUGACAGAACGUGGUGAUUUAAGAUUUAGAUGAAUUAAUCAUUAAUUCAAGCUAAUGUAUUGUAGCUACAGUCUGUGUGAAUCAAUCCAUAGUUCACUUCUCAUCUUGACCAAACCUGUAGAAGUCGAGAUCUGUUUUACAGAAACCACCUACUAUAGAUGCGUUUUCCCAGAUUUGAUCAUUAUCGUUAUACAGUAUCUCUUUGUGUAUCAGAGGAAGGGCUGCUCCCCAGCUGGACUGCUGCCCUACCACCUCACAGCACACUUCUUAAAAGUAAGUUCCACUCACAGAUUAUUAACUGUACUGCUAUAGACCUGGGUAGACGGUGUUAACAACAUAUUGUGAUAUUUGUGGUAUGAAAUGUCAUUGUCUCCCCUCUCAUAGGCUGUGCUCAUGGCCAGUGUGAGCUGUGACUGUCCAUCAGGAGAAGUGAACAAGGCCAUGUCCCUGAUCAGUCUUCAAUGUCCACUGCUCCUCGUCUCUGCCGGGGUACCGUACAUUAUACUAACAGGAUCACGUCUGAUUUAUUAAUCUGAGAGUUUUAACGUAUGAUGCCGACUGAGUGUAAUUUGUGUGUGUUGGGCAGCACUGGUGGGGCCGUCUCUCCCCUGUAUUGGUGUCUCUCUGGCAUCGCCUCACUGACGGACAGCCCCUGCCUCAGCAGCUGCAGGUCCUGGCUGAUUGUCACUUGUGGGUCUGCAGGUAAAACAGGAUAAUGCGUACAUGCCUGUGUAUAUAGAGAGCAUUUACUGAUAAUACUGUUUUACAAACUAAAUAUAUGAUUGAUUGUGUUCUUUGUCCUGUCUCCUUGGCAGUUCAAAGAAUGGGGUGUCAUGCCCUGUCCCCUCUGCCCCGCCCCUGCUCCUGGCAGCUUGUCUGCACUGUGUAUGGGAAGGCCAGGGGAGUGGCCAGGUCAUCAGGACAAGCCUGGAGAUGUUGGGACAGCUGACAGAGCAGCACAGACAGGUAAGGACACUUCUCUUCUCUAUCACAAAGUGUUUCAAACUCAACCUAGAUGUUUGUUCAAAAGGUUCACUAGCCAUGUUUGUAAGCCCCAAUUGAGAAAAUCUAUUUCACAGCACUUAAAGGAGGUCAAAGUACACUGAAAAAAAAUCCCCAUUUACGUAGGUUUCUUGGGAUAUAUAGGUUUCUUGGAAUAUAUUCUUGGAAUGUAUUGUUAGUUGUGACUCAUUAGUAAAACACUGACACUCACAUGCUCAUAACUAACCUUUGGCCUCACACAAACACAGUUUCUAAUUCAUGAUUUAGGAGUAGAGACACUCAGAUGAUUAGGGAAUUAACUUAGCAGUUUUCUAUUAGAGACGUGAUCAUUGUCACGAGACUCCAUUUUGUCAUUAUAGUAGACACCAGGGAAACUGCCAUGUAACCUCAACUAAUUUGUGCUGCCAUUUGUCCCCAGCUGCUGGUGUUUCUGCUGUUCCUCUGUGUGACCGACCUCCUCACAACUUUUCUCACGCCCCAGGUACAUUUACAUUUUAGUCAUUUAGCAGACGCUCUUAUCCAGAGCGACUUACGGUUAGUGCAUUCAUCUUAAGAAAGCUAGGUGAGACAACAGUCAUAGUAAGUAACAUUUUUCGUCAAUAAAGUAGUUAUUAGCAAAGUCAGUGCUAGUAGGAAAAGACAAGUACAAGUUUUUUGUGGGGGGGGUUGCUGUGGGAUUUAGUCAAGAUACUGAAGAGGUGGGUUUCGGAAGAUGGGUAGGGACUCGGCUGUCCUGACAUUAGGGGGAAGCUUGUUACACCAUUGGGGUACAUCAUUCCUACACCUUAAGGCCAGAAGUUUUUCCUGGCUAGGGCACAUGGUCAGGGAACUCCUAGCCCAGGGGUUCCCAAACUUUAUGGGCCCGCGACCCCAUUUUGAUAUUAUACUUUCUUUUGACCCCACCAUGUAAAAAAACUUUUGUAAUCAACGGCCAAUGUUUACUUUUUUAAUUGGGGCUAUGACAGUCUAUUACAAAUCAGUCAGACAGUAGUUUUGACAGUAUUUUAAUCUGAAGGAAGUAUGGUUUGAAGUGACAGAAAUGCAUCAGAAAGGUAUUGGCAAGUUCAGGCAAUAAUUUUGUAUGAUCUUCUGUGAAGAAAAGAACAUCAUCAUUGAUGUUAUUUUCCCCUCCAGUCUGUUCUGAGUCCUGCAUGGCCGGGAGUCUGCACGGCUGGGAGUUCCUGGGAGGUUUAUCUUUCAGUGAUGGGGUCAUAUUUUGUAGCUUAAACUGUUGAAAAGAUAGACACAUUUGUAGUAAGAAAACAGAAACCACUCUGUUUAUUACAACCGCAUCUAGCUGCUACCAGAGUGACAUAACCCUGGUUCUAUGAACCAAGCACGUUUUUUUAGAAUGUUAUUUCAGAGUUUCUCUCGCAAUACCAUUUUCAAAUCAUUCGACCCCUAGUUUGGGAAACGCUGUCCUAGCUCUACAUACUCAACAGUGUAACAGUAACGUAUUCAACAGACUAAAACACAUUUUCUACUAACAAAACAUCACAAUUACAACAUUUAUCAUACAACUUGUGUGUGACAUGCAACACAUAGGGGGUGAAGGGCCUGCAGAGAGCUCAGGAACUCUGUAAAGAUAUCCUGACUGUCCUUGUGGACUCUGCUGACUGGCUGCUACUAUUCAAGUCACCUUGCUCUGGUACAGUAUAUCACUUGCUUAUUUACAGUAGCCCCUAGCUUUGUCCCAUUUUGUGUCUCUGUGAGGUUAUAUUUGGUGUUUUAUAAUAUAUUGUUUUUCCUAUUCAAGAAAAAGGCCUAUACCAGCCUGUGGCCGUGGUAACAUCAGAUGAAUACACAAGACUGAUGCCUUUAGCCUUUUACAGGUAUAUUUACUUGGUGGUCAAACUGUCAAUGUUGUCAUCCAUUUUCUCAUUUAUAUGUGAGUUCUGUAUGUGUGUAUUGUGUUUCCAUGCCAGCCUGGUCCCCCAUCUUAACUCUGAGGUAUUGGCGAAAACAGUGAAGGCCCCAGGGUUCCUCCACACUGCUGUGCUCUGCUACUCCUCCCUUAUCAAGCUCUUUAUGGAUGGCCAGACUCCCUGCCCAGUGACUGAGCACCCGACUGACCAGGUGAGCUUAUUUUGAAAUGCACAAAAGCACAGAUAAUCAUGUUUAUUCAUCAGACUCUGUCACUGUGGUUGACUGGUAUGUGGUCACCAAACUACUGACUGGCAUUUUUCUGAAUCUGCGUUUUGGUCUCACAGAUGGACCCCUCACACAUUCUGACUAGGGCCCAGCAGGUGCUUCUGAAGACCAUAUCUCUGACAUCCCCAACCUCAGUGUCUCAACAUCAGCUGAACCAGGUAACACAUUCGUGCACUGACCACCCAGAGUAAGGCUGAUCUCAGUCUGUAGCCCAUAGAGUAGUACUGGGUUGAAAUCAGAUGGAGAUGACAUCAUGAGACAUUUAUUAGAUUUUCACAAACAUCACACAACUACAGCCUAUGAUUUCUUUCUGGGCUUUACCUUGCAUCAGACUCCGGUUUUUACCAAUGGCUCUCAAAAUCCAAAAGAAUGAUAUACCCUGAUACUUCCUUUUGAACUACACAAUACCCUUCUUGUGACCCUUUCUCUCUCCUGUUCCUAGCUGGAGGCCUUAUGUGUUGACCUGGACCCGGAGGUGGCAGCAGCUCUGGUCUCUCACCUCAGCUCUUUCAGCCUCAGCCCAGAGCUGGACUUCCUGUGA